UGAUAAAUAGAGAAAGGAAUGUUUCACUUGAGGCCUUCCUUUGUGUUUGUGCCUUCUGUGUAGCUUUCAGGAGAAUUGAAAUUUGAACCUUCUCCUACUGGUGUUCUUUUCUUCUUCCUUCGUUUUAUUACUGAUAACUAGGGUUGAUCUUCAAGAAAGCCUGUUCCUGGUUCAAUUCCUGAGCAUGAUAUAUAGUUCUGGGAGUAUAUGUUGGUGUCUUUCUGUUUUUCUAGUGUUCUUCCUGUGCUAAAUAAGCAAACCAUCAACCCAUCAGCUCAUUGGAAGCACUCUUUUGCCUCCUUUUCUGUUCCUGGUGAGACAGGAGAGGCAGAGUUUGUUCUUUAGGAAUUAUGCACUAUGGGCAAUUGCUGGUUUAGGGGGAAUCCAUACUUUAACAGGGUUUCUUCCAAAGCAACCAAAUCAGAAUCUCCAAAAAUUCAGAGUCCAUCAGAGAGAAGUGAAAAGGAAGACAGCUAGCUUCCAUCCAACCCAAAAGAGGUGGAGGCACUGAGAAGGGAUUCGGGUCGUAACCCUUUGAUAGCAUUCACAUUUGAGGAGCUCAGGAGAAUUACCAAAAAUUUCAAGCAAGAUUCAUUAAUAGGGGUUGGUGGAUUUGGCAGAGUCUACAAAGGGUACAUCACCAAAGAUAUUUGCGAAGGGUUAGAGAUAGAAGAGCCCCUGCGAGUUGCAGUUAAGGUCCAUGAUGGAGACAAUAGCUACCAAGGCCAUAGGGAGUGGCUGGCUAAGGUUAUAUUUCUUGGGCAUCUCUCUCACCCAAAUUUAGUGAAGUUGCUUGGGUAUUGUUGUGAAGACGACCACAUGGUUCUCGUUUAUGAGUUCAUGCCACUGGGAAGUGUGGAGUCACAUAUGUUCUCAAGGGUUAUGAUGCCACUUCCAUGGUCUACCAGAAUGAAAAUUGCGCUUGGUGCUGCAAAAGGACUUGCUUUUCUGCACGAAGCAGAGAAGCCAGUCAUUUAUCGGGACUUCAAGACAUCAAACAUAUUGCUAGAUGAGGAAUAUAAUGCAAAACUUUCUGAUUUUGGGCUUGCAAAAGAUGGACCAGUUGGCGACAAGUCCCAUGUUUCAACUCAUAUUAUGGGUACAUACGGUUAUGCAGCACCAGAAUAUAUCAUGACAGGGCAUCUCACGGUGAUGAGUGACGUCUACAACUACGGUGUUGUACUCCUCGAGUUCCUGACAGGGCGGAAGUUGCUGGACAAGUCCCGACCGGUCAGGGAACAGACAUUAGCAGACUGGGCAUCCCCAUUGCUGACACAGAAGAAGAAGGUGCUUGGCAUAGUAGACCCCAGGCUUGUCGAGGACUACCCAGUGAAGGCGGUGCGGAAGACAGCAAUGCUGGCAUACCAUUGCCUUAACCGCAACCCAAAGGCUAGGCUGCUGAUGCGCGACAUUGUUGCCACCUUGGAGACUGUUCAGCAGCUAGAGGACAACCCCAGUGACAAUGUGGCUAGUGGCAGUUGAAGUGCUCACUUCACACAGCUCAGAGAACACAGAUAUGACAUGUACUUCAUAUGUGUGAUAAUAGUGGUUGGCUAGUGUUCUUGAUAUGCAGAUGAUUUAUUAAUUAUUUUAAUUCAUGGAGACAAGAGUUUUGCUGAGCAGGAAGUUAGUAUAUAUCUCCGUAGGUUCGUUUGUGUAUUUAGUCUUGGCAUGGUAAGUUUUGACAUUUUGGAUGUGGGAAGGUUCUGUGUUCUCUGCAAUGCUUGUUUGCCCACCAGGGAAGCUUUGCCUGCCACCGUGUUUGUAACCGACCAUUGUGUAGCUCAUGAUCUGUGUAUGUUCAGUGAUGUUGAUAUAUUUUUCUUAAGAGAAAGA
Messenger RNA from Phragmites australis (common reed), 1836 nucleotides. Its product is annotated as probable serine/threonine-protein kinase PBL16. Gene Ontology annotation, molecular function: protein kinase activity; ATP binding. The transcript is spliced from 6 exons. Gene Ontology annotation, biological process: protein phosphorylation. Lineage: Eukaryota; Viridiplantae; Streptophyta; Magnoliopsida; Poales; Poaceae. The record is from RefSeq and is a predicted model, not a curated record.